This is a messenger RNA of Falco peregrinus (peregrine falcon), 1764 nucleotides long. It is a transcript of the gene CCDC122, whose product is annotated as coiled-coil domain containing 122. Bases 13 to 807 code for a protein of 264 amino acids. The record is from RefSeq and is a predicted model, not a curated record. Lineage: Eukaryota; Metazoa; Chordata; Aves; Falconiformes; Falconidae. The transcript is spliced from 4 exons.
CUUUUACCUAAAAUGUCUAAGCCAAAUUCUCCAUCACUAAUUGAAGUUGUAAAACAACUUGUAGAGAAGCAGCAUUCACAAGCAUCAGAGAUAGAAAAUAGCAAAACAGUUCUUUUCCAACUGCAGGCAAAGUUUCAGGAACUAGAGAAAGAAAUGGAUUCCAUUCUGUCAGAAACAAAGACAACAGAAAGGGAAAUAUAUCUGCAAGAUGAUGCCAUAGAAGUGACUAAAUAUCACUGUGAAAAUCUGGAGGCUGAAGUCAGAGCCCUAUAUUCUGAAAAUGUUAAGCUCAAGUGCGAUGCAGAAACAGUACAAGAAGAGUUUGAGGUGACAUCUGCAAGAAAUAAUGUGUAUCGGGAAAAAAUAAAGGCUCAUAAACAUCUCUUUUGGGAGAUGGAAAGUAAAAUGCCAAUUAUGAUUGAGCUUGCUAAAAAGAAAGCUGUUGUUCAAGAAUUAAAGACAAAGAAAGAGGAGUUAAUACUAGAUCUCCAGAAUCCAGAAGGAUCUGUUAUAAAACAAGUACAGGAAGAAAUUACCCUUUUAAAAAGGGAAAUCACAACACUGAAAGAAUUCAUUAAUAAAAAAAUGGACUUUCUGGAAGAAGAGAAAAAAACGCAUGCUAAGCUUAGAAAAGAAAUUGAGGUACAGAAUAAAAGAUAUGAUGCUAUUCUAAAACGUUUGCAUUGCCAACUAAACAAACUCCGUUCAAAUAAAAGACAAUGGCACUGGAACAUUCAGCAGUUGGAGAAGAAGGCAGCAGAGCUAAGGAAGUGUCUUGGAGUACUGGAGUUACAAAGUAGCAUGUAAAACUAACCUAACAAAGCUACAAUGUAGGUAAUCUUUUGCAGACAGAGGAACUCUUUUAGUAAAUAGCCCAAUAGCUGGGCCAGGGCUCAGUGAUUUCUUUUCUUUUUAAAGUUUUUCUCCCUCUCAUUCUGUGGCCUGAACUAGGCUGUGCUUGAUCUGUAAUGCUUUGGAAUAACUUUUGCUUUUUUAAACUGUGGCCAGAGGCUGUUUGGGAAGAAACGUAUUAACAGUCCCAGGUGUUUUCAAAGUAUGUGCCAGAUUUUAUCUAAAAAGUCAUUUGAAGUCAACCAAAUACGGUUUAAGGAGUUCCUUUUUAUUUGAUUAGAUCUCUGAAGAUUGAGAUCUACAUUGUUUUUCCUACAGAGAAAUUAGUAUCAGUGUAUGUUUGCAUGCUUGAGAUACCAAAACUCCAGAUCUUUUAUCCACAUCUGUUAUUAUUGCAACCCACUAAGGAACUCUGAAAGCUCUGAUAGCCUGUAUUUUGAUGUGUGGGAAGUUCAUAUAGAUGAUGUUGCAGCCUGUUUGCCUAUAUAUCCACCAGUAUGUCCUAGCAUGGGGGACAAGGAAGACAUAGGCAGUCCAGCUAUAAAAUGCUUAGGAACUAGUUCACUCAGAACUGGGCUUCAAAUAAUCUGACUUCAGCUGGUCUAAUAUAUCUUAGCAAAGAGGAAUGAGUAGGUAAAGCGAGUACUACAUCUGGACAGCUUUUAAAAUGGAACAACUCACUCUCCAGAAAUACAAAUGCAUUACAGAUGAUUGGUUUUAGAGGAACUUACUGUGUAGAGGAUCUUAACUAGCUGGUACUGGCCAUCUAACAUCUAUGUGCUUAAUGCUCAGUAAGAUGAUUCUUAAUAUAAAUGAUGGCCUAUUAAAAAUUCUUGUUAAAAUAGUAGUGAAGAGUAGACAUUUUUCUUUGCCUUCUUUUUAUUAUGUGCUUGGCAUUUGAGGAAUUUACAG